Thrips palmi is the source of this 1686-nucleotide messenger RNA. Its product is annotated as frizzled-4-like. NCBI's taxonomy places the organism in Eukaryota, Metazoa, Arthropoda, Insecta, Thysanoptera, Thripidae. The transcript is spliced from 5 exons. Gene Ontology annotation, molecular function: Wnt-protein binding; Wnt receptor activity. Gene Ontology annotation, cellular component: plasma membrane. The record is from RefSeq and is a predicted model, not a curated record. Bases 1 to 1686 code for a protein of 561 amino acids. Gene Ontology annotation, biological process: non-canonical Wnt signaling pathway; canonical Wnt signaling pathway.
AUGCGCUGUCUCGGCAUCACCCUGGCCGCGGUGACGCUGGGCGGCGCGGUGCCGUCCGCGGCCGGUCCGCACCCGGGGCCGGGGGUCGUCGCCACCCCGGAGGUGGUGCCGGAGCCGUCAGUGGCCGCGGGCCGAACGUGCGAACCGAUCCGCGUGGAGCUGUGCCGGUCCGCCGUCCGCGGCUACAACAUGACCAUCAUGCCCAACCUGGCGGGCCACGAGUUCCAGAAGGAGGCCGAGGGCCACCUCAGCACGUUCGCGCCGCUCGUGCAGUACGGCUGCUCGUCGCAGCUGCUGCUGUUCCUGUGCGCCGUGCUCGUGCCCAUGUGCACAGACCAGGUGGACCAGGUGGAGCUGCACGCCCACGGCCAGGCCUCGCUAGGCGAAGUGCACGUCGUGGCCAUCGGGCCGUGCCGCGGCCUCUGCGAGGCAGUGCGCUCCCGCUGCCUGCCCGUGCUCCUUAACUUCAGCUACCCCUGGCCGCCGCACCUGGACUGCGCCAGGUUCCCGGCGCACAACAGCCCCGCGCACAUGUGCAUGGAGGGCCCUGGCGAGGACGACGACGCCCGCGGCUUCCCCCUGGUGGUGGCGGCCGUGCCGGAGCACCCCGCCUCGCCCACCCUGCCGGGCGUGCCCACCGGCGCGCUGCCCUCGCGGUGCGCAGAGGCCUUGCCGCACUUCUCCCGCGCCGACAAGCAGAUGGCCGAAGUGUGGCUGUCCAUCUGGUCGGGCCUGUGCUUUGUGUCCUCGGUGCUCGCGCUGCUCACCUUGCGGCUGGGGCCGGGACCGGGCCAGAGGCCGACGCCAGGGCCUUCCGGACGACCCGCAGGGGCGCGAACCUCCGCCGGGCCGUCGCCGUUGGCGAGCCUCGCUCUGAGCUACGGCCUGCUCUCAGUCGGCUGGGGCACCCGCGUCCUGGCCGGCAGGUCGACCUCGGCCUCCGCGCUGGCCUCGGCCGUGGCCGCGGAGUGCGACGCCUCCGACCUGAGGAACCCCAAUUGCGCGGCCGUCUUCCUGCUCACGUACUUCUUCGGCACAGCGUCCAUCAUCUGGUGGGUGGUGCUGGCCGCCGUCUGGUUCCUCUCGGCGGGGCUGCGCAUGUCCCCCGGCUCGCUGCUGCGCCACUCCUACCUCUUCCACCUGGCGGGCUGGGGCGUCCCCGCCGCCCUCACCCUCGGCGUCCUGGUGCUGCGGGACGUCGCCGCCGAGCCGCUCACAGGGACCUGCCAGGUAGGCCCCACGUGGUCCACAGUCUUCGUGCUGGCGCCGCAGUGUGCCUUCCUCUGCAUGGGCCUGCUCUUCCUGGCGCUGGGCGCGCUCACGCAGUGGCGCUCCAAGCCCCCGCCCGCGCCGCAGGCGCUGCUGUGGCCGCUGGCCGCGGAGCGACUAGGGCUGCUGGCAGGGCUGUGCGCGCUGCCGCUGGCCGUGCUGGUGGCCACGCACGCCCUAGAGCUGGGAACAGUGGGCACGGCAUCAGCCGCCUCCAUGCCGCACCUGUCGCUGCGCCUCUUUCAGGUGCGCCUCGUCGCCUCACUCGUGGUGGGCGUCGCGGCGCCCUUCUGGGUGUGGCCCGGCGAGCGUCCCUGGCCGCCGUGCCCGCCCUGGCCGCGCCCGCCGCGCGCCUGGCGGUUUGCUGACCCAACUAUAGGCUCUCAAACGAGCAUCCUAAAAGUCAUGUUUGGUUAA